Molecule: messenger RNA, 3902 nt
Organism: Cladophialophora immunda
Lineage: Eukaryota; Fungi; Ascomycota; Eurotiomycetes; Chaetothyriales; Herpotrichiellaceae
Exons: 5
Coding region: 422-2476 (684 amino acids)
Biological process (GO): regulation of transcription by RNA polymerase II
Cellular component (GO): Set3 complex
Molecular function (GO): transcription corepressor activity; protein binding
Source: RefSeq, a predicted model, not a curated record
GCCAUCUCCAUUCACCACUUUUCCCCGAGAAACCUGGUCAAAACACGUUGCGAACUGGCCAUCGCCCAUCUGCACGCCUUCAACUUCUUUUCCCCUUCAAUCCUGUACAAUUGUCACGCUCGAGACCGUGUGUCGAUCAUCUUAAUACCUUUUGUUUCAUUAUUUUGUUGCGCCCUGCUAAUAGCUUCCACCCUCACUUUUGUCCACCGGCAAUCCAUCCUCAUUUUCCUCACCAACCAACGACAUCGGGGACGAGCUAAAUCAUCUUGCGCAUCUUUCCUUUCUGCAGUCUCUGUCGUCUAAUUGACUUAGCAUCCCAACCCCCGGUACAGGGGACUGCGAUUUGCCGGCCAACGCUCCUCAAAACUUGGACACGAAGAGACGACUCAGUGCCGGGCUGCAAUUCAAGCGGAAUGUCGGCAUGGAGACCGACGCUGCAUCAACGUUCAGCGCAAAGCCGCCUCCACUGACUUCAGACCAACUGAAUUAUCUGAUAUGGAGAUAUCUUCAGGAAUCAGGCUACGCCGAGGCUGCUGUCAAGCUUCAACGCGAUUGGAAUGUCGACGCUGAGAGCCUCCCAUUUGCGAAGUGUGUCAAAGGCCACGCCCUGGUUUCUCUUGUGCAAAAGGGUCUCCGCUAUCACCACUUAUCGCUCACAAUUGACGAGAAUGGCCGGCCCUCCAAGCAGCUCAAUCCGUCCAUGUUCUUCUUUGGCCCUGAGAGCGAGAAACCCCCCCGAGAACUGCCCGAUGAACCUGUCAUUUCAGCACCUUCUCCAAUUGAAUCCGUCUCGGAGUCCCGAAGACAGCCUCGCGAUGGCAUUACAAACGGUCUUCAGGAAGCCUUGGCCGCACAACCCGCGCCCAAACGAGGCCGGAAGACAGCACCCAGCUCAGAACGUAAUGGAAGCGUUGCGCGCAAACCUUCAGCGUCUGCGAACCGACACGGCCAUGCAUCCGCGAUGGAUGUGGACAUGCUGAAUGGCCACCUCGCCCCUCUUGUCGACGCCAGGUCACCGUCUGCCACCGAGCCUGGUGCGGACGAGAAUGGCCCGGUUAUUAAUGGCAUCAAAGCUGAUGACCGAAUGGACAUUGACGAAGAAUCACUAGCCGCAGAUCACCACAAUCACGAACCACAUAUUGAGCUUGUGCUACCGACUGUUCAUACUCUAGCCACGGGCCAAAGCAUCGGUGUUCAAGUUGCUCCUGCCAAAGUUGCAAACCUUAGCGCAUCCACCACCAUCCUUCAAAUACCUUCCGGUAAUAACCAUGAAGCCUCGAAGCCCCUUACUCGUAUUGCAUGGCGUCCCAGAGACGACAAACUGCUAACAGCAAUGGGAGACGAUUUUUGCGGGUUCUGGAAUGCUGCCGACCAGGCUCCAGAUGCCAUCGGACCACCUCGCUUCCAAGAGCUACUAGAAUCCGGAGACGGGAAGCUGAUAAGUGCGAUGGCCUGGGAGCCAAAUGGGGAGCUUCUUGCAGUCGCAACCUUUAGCGACCAGUCUGGACAGAUACAUUUGUUUGAUGGCCAAGAACUUUCCAUGCUUGAGGCGCUACCGGCGUCGCAAAGAGCGAUCACAUCGCUCCUGUGGCACCGAAAAGGCUCGCACUUACUCGGCAUUGCUCCCUACGACUCCGACACUGCGGAUCCUUCUCAAGCUGGAGGCUCCUCCAUUCUCCUCUGGGAUCUGUCCAAAUUGUCGGGCCUUGCGGAACCGUCAACGGUCCCUGUGCCCGAGAUUCUGGUCGACGUGGACAGUGCUUUUUUUGACGGCAAUGGCAUCAUCUGCGCUGCCGGGCAGAAUGCAGUCUACUGUUUUCGGGCCUUUACAGACAUCGGGAGUAAAGAGAGGUGGACUUCGGGACCUAGCGACGGCGACCAAUGGACCUUUAUCAGAUGCGCCUGGCACGGGGAACACGACGCCAUCUUGGUUGCAGCAUCCGCCGAGACUGGUUCUGUGUGGAUGCCGGCCCAGAACGUUUUGAAGAGAGGGGCACAUGAUACACCUAUCACAGGGCUUGAACUUCGGCCUCGCUUAACCAGCACGUUCAACCCUUCGUGGAAACAAGAGUUUGCCACUUCUUCCAUGGACGGGACUAUCAAAGUCUGGCAGUACGAUAGGGAAAGCAAUUCCAUCACGUCAGUGUGCAAACUCAUCAUUGGACACGGCUCACCUAUCAUGGCGCUGUCGUAUUCUCCCGAUGGGUUCUGCUUAGCUGGAGCCAGCUACGAUGCUGCUCGCAUCUGGAACGCCGAGCAUGGUCACAACCUGAUGGCAACCUGGAAGGACGAGCAGAAUUUAUGGAGAGGGUCGCAACUGAAAGAUGAUGACAUGAUGAGCACCGGCGGCAUUUCAAGUGUUAAUGGCGAUACGAUGCAAACGAGUUCUGAUCACGCACUGAUUUGGGAUGGCCAGAGCAGAAGGCUCGCCUUUGGCCUUGGAUCUCAGGUCGCUCUCAUUGGCUUCCAACGGUGAAAUAUCUCACUCGCCUUGGCCAGCGUCGACUGGAUUUGAAGAAUCGAUGUACUACUAAUAUGUAUGACCAUCAACAUCCAGGGUAUCGGAGCAUGUCCAAUUGUUGCUGGCGCUAUACUGGAUGAUUGAACGCCGUGAUCAGCAGGAAUUAAAACAUGGUAUCAUGGAAGGUACAGGUGGAUGCAACGAAGACAGGAAAUAUCCAAGGUUGGGCAAUGCCAAUCAGCGUUGGACACCCAUUAAUCAUGCUCCAGUGGCUGUCUCAAAUUCACCCCAUUCAUUGUCGCUGUCCUCUGGGAUUGUUCUGAAGUCCUUGGCUGGAGCAAAUCUAGCGGCAGUCUGCGACGAUCUCAACUCCUCCUCCACAUCGCGGAAACCUCUAAGCCACGCUGUGACACCCUCCUGUAAGGCUCUCGCAUCGGAAGCGCCAUCGAGAUUAUAGUGGCCCCGAGCGUCAACUGGUUCUUCCACAUAAUAGCGGCCACGAAAUCUACCUCGGCCUCUGGUAACAAUUUUCCGGGGAUGAGAAGUUCGGUCUGGUGUGGGAGAACCAUUAAUCCAUCCUUCCAGACCGCUCACCGCGCUCGACAUGGCCUUGACCGCCGUCUCCUUCUUGGCUGAUUCGGAGUGGACCUCACUCAACUGGAUGUUGAGACUCUCAUUCUGUUGGGUCAGGGCGCGAUUCUUCUUCCUCAGGGUGACUAUCUCUUCGGCGAACUCUCGUACCCGCCGUUCUUGUUGGAUACACCGCUGCGCGAUCGCCUCGAGCUUUUCGACUGUCAAUUGGUGCAGGUGUCGUUGUUCCUGCUGCCUCAUGCGCAUGGAUUCGACCGUGGAGGUCAAGUGUGUGCGGAUAAGCUCAAGAUCGGCCUCUGUGGCACCCGACGUCUGAGGCAGAAGUGAGGGCGCAGCUUGACUUUGCUGCGUCGUCUCGGAAUCACUCUCUUUGUCAGAGAGCGACUCGUCCUCCAGUGCAGCCUCAAUCUCGUCCACGGCUUGUUCAAUUCUCCGUCUCUUUCCACCUCGAAUCGCUCCGUCCUGCUCGCAGGCCCAAAUUUCAGAGACCAAGCCGUUGAGGCGGUCGGCAAUUGCGGUUUCGUCGUGUGUCCCAUCUGGCUGCGAAGGGUUUGAUUCUUUCUCAUGGGGAGCCGGUGACCGGGUCCUCAUGCUGAUGGCGGAGUCGGCGAAAAGCGAGUUGUUGGUCCAGGCCGAACUGGGUCGGGUUGGAGAUGCGGCGGCGACGCUGUCAGGCUGAUUGUCCGCGGGGGACAUAAUUGUGCGACUUUGGGGAUGCUUUGUGCUUAAGUGACAUGUGCGACUGUGUAAAUAAACCUCCGAGUUCGAUUGUAAUGUUUCUUCUGGUGUUGUUCGAAUGUAGAGAAUGAGCGCAGCCUGCCAGCUCGAGCAGAAUCCCGAUCGUCAGGGC